Enterobius vermicularis (human pinworm) is the source of this 3516-nucleotide messenger RNA. NCBI's taxonomy places the organism in Eukaryota, Metazoa, Nematoda, Chromadorea, Rhabditida, Oxyuridae. The record is from the annotation of a GenBank genome assembly.
AUGAAUUUGUUUUGCCUUUGGGGAACGUUUCAGAUGUCGCAUUUGGUGCGUGUUUUAAAAAUUUGGGCUGUUUUUUGGCCACUUUUCACCGCUAAAUUUAUACUUUUGGUAUAUAUUACAAAAGUCGUGUGUGACUUAAAUAUCAGUUUAUCUUUUACUAGGCUUGUUGACCACAUGGUUUUAAGAACUGGUUUUAAAAUUUUUUCAGCUGCUGAUGCGAAGAAAAAAAUUCGAGUGUUUGUACUUUCUUCUCCAGGCCAUGUAUAUGUUGAAUCGCUUGAUAAGGCAUAUUUUAUGACAAAUACUAUACAGCUUCCCACUGCGAAAAAUGCGGUUUCCAUGCAUUAUUCCCCUACUUACUGUUGUCUUUUCGUUUCCUUGCAAGGUUUUAUUUCAAUUUUACGAUGGAAAAUCUUAAGAGACGGUACAUUAAUUUUUGUCCGUAAUCUUGACUGGAAUUAUGUUAUCUGCGCACUUUCUGUUGAGGUUUCUCCAGAGGAAGGGCCUGAAUGUGUAACUGCUUUAGGCAGAAAAAUUCCUUUAGAGACGUCUAAAAAGAGAACAUUUGAUAUUAUACUCACAAGAAACGACUCUUUAGAAUGGUAUGAGAUUUUUUCUUCAACUAUUUCUGGUUUUAUGCAAAUAAAGUUAUUUUUAAGGUACCUGAUGGGAGAAAACGAAGAAAGACGAUUUACGCUUCAUGCAUUACUUCGGUCAGUAUUGCAGUUGGCUUCUAGGUCAUGGCAGUUGGUGUUGCUAAAUUAUCUUUAUAACGAUGUGUGGCCGUUUGCUCAUUUUAUGGGACCUCGUGCGGCACAACUCGCUGACCUUCUUGCUACUUACAUUCCUCGUUUUUACACGAAUUACACUGAGAUCUCUAGGGGCUUUGUUGUUAAUCGUCUUACGGAUAUAAAACGGUCCAAAAUGAUCAAACGAAUGAAAUUGUACUACUGCAAUAAGAAUUUGGAAUCCGCUGUUGAGCUUAAAAAUCGCCCAGAUUUAUGGGAGGAAGCGGCCGAUGUUGAGGUUGCACCUAUGGAGUCUGAAAUCACUUUGGCCUUACCAAUCCCUGUACAGACAUGGAAUAUCAUCCUUGAAAUCACCGAGUUUCACGAAGGAACUGGCUCAUCUUUGAACGCUGCACCGGAAAUGGUUCAUUGUCCUCGCUGUUCAGCUGCGGUACCACCGAACCCAGGUAUUUGCCCAAACUGCAGCGAAAAUGUUUUCCAGUGUGUGAAAUGCAGAGCAAUCAAUUAUGACGAAAGGGAUCCUUUUCUAUGUAGUUCUUGUGGCUUCUGCAAGUAUGCCAGGUUAGAAUCAUCUAUUAUAUGUCGUCCGUUGCCAUCUGUUCAACACAUAGAGGAUGAUGAAAGUCGAAAAGCUGUAAGGAUAGAGUAUAUUAUAAAGCUAUAUGUUUUUUAUAGGAGUAAAUGCUUAACCUGCACUCAAGCUUUGGUUAUUCAUUGUGUGACUCUUCUGCAGUCACUUUGUGUUGAGAAAACCAUUAUGGAAGAAAUAAUCAAUGGGAACUUUUUAUUUGAUCGGCUGGUAUGCUUUGUCACUGUUUCUCGCUUAUAUGCAUUUGCAACGAUAUUGCUACUGCAGAAAGAGGAAGACUUCUCAAUUCAUAUUGAAAAAGAUCCCUUGCAAGAAGACUACUUGCAAGGUAGAAUGAUGGGUAAUCCUUACAAGAGUAGUGACCCAGGUAUGGGGCCGUUGAUGCGAGAUAUCAAAAGGAAAAUCUGCAGAGACUGCGAGCUUAUUGCCUUACUUGAUGAUGAAAAUAGCAUGGAGCUGUUGGUCGACCAAAAAAUUAUUUCUUUGGAUUUGCCUGUAGCAGAUGUGUAUGAAAAAAUGUGGAGGAAGCAGCAUCCCGAUCAGCCACUCUCCGUUGUAUACCGUAUGCGAGGUCUUUUAGGCGAUGCUACUGAGCCAUUUGUGAAGACAAUUGGGGAUGCUUCAAGUAAAUCAUUUAAGUCUGCUGAUGGAGCUACUUUUGAACAAAUGUCCUGGCUUCUUGAACUGUCUAUGAGUACUAAGUCGGACCUUACUGAACCGUUAUGGGAAGCUGUAACUUCAAUCGUUCCCAAUCUCUGCGUGGGUAACACUGAAAGUAUGGAUGCUUUAACUGAAACCUUCAAAACUUCUUACAAAAAUUUUGUGAACUCAAAACUUCCCGAAGAUGAUGUGAAGAAACUGGAUACAUUGUGUUCAAUAACUGGUUCCAUUCACGCUUCUGCUUCUGGGCGGCUACUGAAAGAUAAAUUAAUUGAAAGUGGUUUGAUUCGGUCAGCAUGUGAGUAUUUGCUUUCAAAUCAUCCACCACUGUUCAAUAUUUCUGUCGAGGGACAACAGUGGGUGCAAUUUCUCGGAAGGCCUUCGCUUAAAUAUGUCUUGAAGCUAUUGGCCGGUAUGGCAAAAAAUCAUGAAGUUGCUCAGGAGGCAAUUGGAGAGACUUUGUUACCAAUUUUACACCGUUUGGAGCAAGUCUCUUCGAAUCAGCAUAUUGGGACAUUGGCUGAAAAUGUUAUGGAGGAAUUGAUGCAGAACAAAAAGGUUGCAAAACAGAUAUUGAACGUUAGAGAGGAGACGAAAAGUAAAAAGAAACAAAUGGCAAUGGCUAUGCGUCAGAAGCAACUUUCAAAACUUGGUAUGAAACUAGAUGAGAGCGGUCAAGUUAAAGUAAGAAGUACUCCUGAAUACUCAUUUUUUAUUAUUGAUGCUACUGGUAGUUGUUGCAUUUGUAGGGAACAUAUAUAUGCCACAGAAAAAACAAUGACGGUUUUAGAAAUUUCAAAUUUCACUAUGACUUUAAAAUUCAGCAUGGCUACUUCUCGAGAUGAGUGGGCUAGCGCUUCUUUACAUAACGCAAACACGAGAUGUAAUGUUAUGGUUCCUGUUUGGUCAGAGAAAGUGAAGGAUUCUGACAUGGAAGUGGCUGUGCAGAGACUCUCUAAUGAUUUGGUCGCUGCCGUCGGAUGUGAAGCAGUUUCAGUCAACACUUUGCUCGUAGAUAUUUCCUUAAUCAUUGAGAAAUUUGUGAAAUUUCGUUCAUUCUCUGAAAUUAGUCACGGAGGUGGCCGGGAAUCGAACAUGCAAUACCUUUGUGUUCUGCUAUUACUUGGGUUUUAUUUGAGAAGAUGCUCUCCCGAUUCAGUAAUAGCUUCCGGUCAAAAUCUCAUCCACUCUCUUUGCGUUACUUUAAUAACAAAUAAAACUGAGGAAUGGAACGCAAAUAAGGGGACUUUUCUUCAACGAAUUCAGUCAGAAUUUUCGCGGCUCUUUAGUAUCGCAAAGUCAGAAUUAUUAGCAUGGAUCGUCAUCGACAGGUUUCAGAAUGAAGUGCUAGCUGUAAGCCUGUUUCUUUUUUGGCUUUAUAAUUUCUUGUCUAUCAUGGAGAAGUGCUCUAAAUUCGUAAACGAUUUUGAUGAAAGUAUUUCGCAAGCCGCAGAUUUCCAAGCUUUCAAAACUGCAAUAGGUAACUUUAUUUUUAUUAUCGGGCGACAUAUUGCAUAA